Messenger RNA from Funneliformis mosseae, 1518 nucleotides. NCBI's taxonomy places the organism in Eukaryota, Fungi, Glomeromycota, Glomeromycetes, Glomerales, Glomeraceae. The record is from the annotation of a GenBank genome assembly.
AUGACUAAUAUUGAAAGUGAUGAGUUCAGUAUAAUUACCGAAGGGAAAGCUAGUAUAUUAUUUCCAAAAGAUAAUGCGGUAUUUUAUAAUAAUGUACAACAAUUUAAUAGGGAUAUGUCAGUCGCUGCAAUAAGAACUUGGAGUGAAAUUUAUUUAGAAGAAAAAGAAAAAAAAGCACGUAAAAAACAUGAAACUGGCACAUCAAUAGCAAAGUCAAAGGCUAAUUCAUUUACCAUAUUAGAGGCCUUGGCAGCAAGUGGCUUGAGAUCGAUUCGCUAUGCUAGGGAAAUACCCAACAUCGAUUAUAUAGUGGCCAAUGAUUUUGAUGUUGAUGCUGUUGAUUCAAUUAAUAGGAAUGUGGAAUAUAAUGAAUUGAGUAAAGAAUUAGUCAGAGCAAAUCAAGGUGAUGCAUGUUCCUUUAUGUAUCAGCAUCGAGAAUAUCAUAAUAGAUUUGAUGUUGUCGAUAUUGAUCCAUAUGGAACAGCCGCACCAUUUCUAGAUGCGGCGGUACAGUCUGUACAAAAUGGAGGCCUGCUUUGCAUCACUUGCACCGAUUUGGCUGUUCUAACCGGUUCAACUUAUCCCGAAAAAUGUUAUGCAAAUUAUGGAUCGAUACCCGUUAAAGGAGAAUUUUGUCAUGAAAUGGCUUUAAGAAUCCUUCUUUAUACUUUAUCGACAUGUGCAGCGAGAUAUCAAAGACAAAUAAUUCCUUUGGUGUCAUGUAGUAUAGAUUUUUAUAUUAGAGUAUUUGUUCGUGUUGUAAUCUCAGCUGUUGAAGUAAAGAAAAAUUGCUGUAAAGCAUCACAUGUAUACGUGUGUUCAGGCUGUAAAUCAUUUUAUUUACAGCCAUUAGCUAAGAUGACAGAAAAAAAGUUUGUCCCGAUGGUUGGACCUAUUGUUACUAGCAAUUGUAUACAUUGUGAAAAUAAAUUUCAUGUUGGAGGUCCUAUAUGGAACUCUUCCAUGCAUGAUAAAGAAUUUGUUCAAAGAAUGCUUACGCAUGUAAAAAAUUCAAAUACAGACGUGUAUGGCACUCAUGCACGUAUGUUAGGAAUGUUAACAGUAAUUUCAGAGGAAAUUGAUGUUCCACUCUUUCAUAGUAUUUCAAUGCUUUCAAGUAAACUGAAUUGUAUAAAUCCAUCAUUGAAACUAUUUUGUUCAGCACUGUUGAAUAAAGGAUAUCAAGUAUCAGCAUCGCAUGUAAUGGCAGGAUCAGUAAAAACUGAUGCUCCAAUAGAUGUAGUUUGGGACGUAAUGAGAUCAUGGGUAAAACUUCAUCCUGUUACAAUGAAGAAUAUUGCAGAGAAUUCUCCCGCAAGAAAGUUAUUAGCAGUCGAACCAAGUUUUAUUGCAGAUUUUAAAAUACAUGAAGAUGCGGAACCUCCUUCAAGAAAAGUUAAGUUGGUAAGAUUUCAACAAAAUCCUGAAAAGAAUUGGGGUCCUAAACCUAGAGCUUCUGGAAAACGUAAAUUAGAAGUUGAUGAUUCAGAACAUCGAUCUGCCAAAAAACCUGGAUGA